Messenger RNA from Cladophialophora carrionii CBS 160.54, 3060 nucleotides. RefSeq lists its product as uncharacterized. Gene Ontology annotation, biological process: regulation of synaptonemal complex assembly; meiotic cell cycle. The transcript is spliced from 15 exons. The record is from RefSeq and is a predicted model, not a curated record. Bases 1 to 3060 code for a protein of 1019 amino acids. Lineage: Eukaryota; Fungi; Ascomycota; Eurotiomycetes; Chaetothyriales; Herpotrichiellaceae.
AUGCAGCAACUCAGUAUUCUUCUGACUCUUGCCGUAGUGAGAGCGUUCUCCUAUUUCUUGCUGGAAAGUGCAGGAAGCAUCAAGCGAAAGAACCAUGCUCGGCUCUUCAAGAUCGCUAUCAAGGCCGGUAGAAGCUGUCUUGAUGCUGGCCUUCUGGAUAUCGCCGCGGCAAUCAUCGAACAGCUGGCCUCAAAGCAAGAGCGGCUUGCAAAGAAUGUCGAAAAUGAUGAUCUCAGUAGUGGUGGUUUUACCGAGAGCCUUCAAGCACGGUAUCUUCUGCUGCGGAUCGCAUUGGUCUGGAGGCAGAACCGCCUUGACCUAGCCGAGCAUUUCUAUAUCAACCAGCUGGAGCCACUUCGGCCUAAUCUGUCACCUGAGCAAAUUGAAGAACUCGCCGACUUAUGCUACGAGAUUGGCGUCGAUCAACUCAACCAGAAAAAAGCCGGCUCGGCGGCGAAGUGGCUCAGAAGAGGCUGUAAGAUGUUAACUGACCAUUCAAGCCAGAUGAGCCAAGUGGACAUUGCUGAGCUGAGACUCUCUCUCAUGCACUCUCAUGUCAGAGCACUGCUAGCAAGUGACGACCUUGAAGAUCGAAAUGAAGCCAUGGAGGCUCUCGAAGCACUCUGUCAAGAGUUUCCUCACAGGCUUGCCGUAAUCCUGCUUCGGUUGGAGGAAUACGCAAAAGACCCAACCGCAAAUCCAGUCGCCUUUCAGUCCGAGCUAAUAAAGGUUGUCCGCUCGGUUCAUUUGGUGCCCUCCAAUCACAAGUUGGUCCUGCAUUACUUACACCAUUUGAAGAGACUCAGUGUAGCCAGUGCAAUCAGUGUUUUGGACGUCUACAUCGUGACAAGACUGGCACCAGAUGGUGAAAAGGAAUGGACAGAGGGCACCAUUAUUACCUUGAUUUGGCUCAUGACUUCUGAUGGAGCAGAUGGAAUUCAGCCCAGGCUGUCUGAUUUCGCAGAAUCGUUCGACAGGAUAUUCCAGGCCUGGGGGACCGUCCUCAGCGCAGAAACUACACGUGGUGUACUGGUGCUAUUUUGGAAACAGAUUGAGCAUACAUUUCACCAUGAUCAAAGAGAGCGUACGAUUCGAUGGUGUCAACUCGCACUGCAUCAGCUCUUCAGCAAUGCAGGAGACCACAAUAUCGGCAAACUCGAAAGGGUCAGAAAGAUAGUCAAGUGCUACAUCGACCUUGGCAACCUCAAUGCCGCCAGUGAGGCUUUAGAAGCGAUGCCAUCGGCUCGGAAACAGCAUGCUCUGUCCCGUUAUUUACGAUACACUCUUGCCCUGCGCCAAGGAAAUGAAGACGGAGCACGGUCAGCACUGGCCUCUUUAGCUUCACUGCAUGACAGCCGGAAUCGGUUGCUGUUCGCUGCAGCCUCGGAAGCCAUGCAGCACGGCGGCAAGACCCAAGGUGCCCAGUUACUGCAGCGAAUUCUGGACAAAUACAACAACAAUCUACCUCCCGAGAUUGAUGCAUUCGCUCUUCUCAGGUGUACGGCGCGGCUCCUUAUCUCGGCAGCUUCGGAACCGAGCACCGUCGAUGAGGAGCUCCUGUCCCGUCUAUGUGGCAUCUACAAGUCCGCUGCAUUCUCGACACAAAAGUACCACAAUGGUCAAGGACAAGAUUCUCAAUGCCUGCUGCAAGAGUGUAAAUGGUUCGAAAAAACGGGUUACAACUCAGCCGUACAAAAUCUAAAGAGCUGGCCGGUGAGGUAUCUGAUUGACUUGUUGCACUACUCAUGCCACAUCCAAUACCCAGCGAAUGCACCUCAAGGAGCACACCGCGAGAAACUCAUCCACGAGAUCAACUCUAACUACAUCCAAGCCAUCCUAUAUACUGCCCAGGCAAGAUCUAUAUCACCGUUAAGCACGAAGGAGGACCUGCCAAAAACAUCCUACUCCGGCAAGCCACCACCAUGUUCGCUUGCGGAUAUCAAGCUCACGCUCUACCGAAAUGUGUUUAACAAAUACACGCAAGUUGACAGCCUUGUCAACACAUUUCACGACUCCAGUGCAUCCAUUCCCGCGACCGAGGGAGUUGUUGAAGGUAUCAGGCGAAAGCAACUAGUCCUGGCUCCUCUGGCCUUCGAAGCCCUGCUUUUCAUGCAGUGUUCAAACACAAGGAACCGCACCGAACAUGGCCCGAGCAUGGUCGACGAACUAUCAUUCAAGCAGAUAUUCGAUCAAACCAUGGCCCUUAAUCCACCGCUGAAGACAUAUUCAAUCUUCGCCGACAUGAUCCUCUCCGCUGGCACGGGGAAAUACUGCACCUCCUCGGAUCCAGACCUGCUUGGACCUCCCGCGCUGCCUGUCUCUACCACCGUAAAUCUUCUCAUCAAGCUGAUCACUGGGCUAAAAACUCAUCCAAGUUACGACGCCGCACAAGCGACUAAGUGGAUGAGGUGUAUGGUUCAAGUCGUCCUCGACCAGCUGGACAUGGGAGCCGCGGUUGAGGCGGGAAAUGGUCCAUCACCCGACUCAGCAGAACUCGCCACAGUUGAUCUCACCACAUCUGAGACUCAUUGCAUGAAGAACCUCGGCAUUCUAGCCAUGCUCACAGACCAUGCACUUCUGUUCGCGCGCUCAUUUGAUACCUACCCGGCCGAGGAACUACAAUGGCUCGCCACGACGUUGUUCAACCUGGCCAUUGACAUUUACGUGGCCUCUCCGUCUUCCUCUUCCUCUUUGUCCGCUUCCGCCUCCGCCUCCGCCUCCGCCUCCGCCUCCGCUCCCAGGUUCUCAGGUGGCCCGUCAAGGUCAGAGACAGGAGAGCACAGAGGGACAGAAAGCGAGGGUAUCGAUGUCACGCGACCAGAGACUUGGGCCAAGAGGGCUGUCGAGUUCGCAGAUGUGCUUGGCCUGAAUCAGAAGCGGAGUCAGAACCAGAACCAGGACCAGAACCAGAACCAGGACCAGAACCAGGACCAGGACCAAUAUCUGGAAAGGUCGGCGCCUCCUACAGCCGGGGCUAGGGCUAUUGGCGGACGCGAGGAAGUGACCGGCCUCGCGAGGACAUUGAGGGAGAGAUGUCAGCGGUUCAAGUGGGUUGUCUGA